AUGGCAUUAAAUCGAAAGUAUGCCGCAUUACCAGAUCUAGACUCUGCGCCUGAUAUUUAUGAGACUCCCGAGUUGACGGACGACAAUUCUACUGUUCCUACUACUGCAGGUCGUUCGCAGUCGGACAACGAAUUUGACGAAGAUGAUGACGACGAUAUCCACGAAAUCUCGCAUUCGCGACUCCGAAUAGAUCAAGCUCGGUCUCGAUUUCUACCUGCACAAGUUGACGCUCGAGAUGUGGAUUUCUCUGAUCGGCUGAACGGAAAGCGGAAAUCAUAUAAGACCUCCAGUCGAAGACAGCGAAUUCUCGAAGACGGUACUGAACAGAUCGGCGAUUUAAGUGACGAGGAGGGGGGUGAGGAUCUACAGAGAAAGAUCGCACGGCUAAAACGCGAGAUCGAGGAAGCUAAGGAAGAGUAUGGUAAACGGAAGUCCGAAUCGGCGGAGGCUAUACCAGACCAAGAUAUAGACCUCGUCUCACUAAGUCGGGCAUUGGAGGAGAUUUCGACUGUUCCAGAAAGAGCAAUAGCGACUAGAGAUCACCCAACAACGGCCACCAGCAAGCAAUCGAGGGGCGAGACUCAAAUAUCAGCCCAGUCACCAUUAGACGAGGCAACAUACACCGUCACCUACGCGCCGAGUUAUGAACAGAGCCACGCCCUCGCCAAAGCUGCUGACUUCGAUCGGCGAUUGGUAUUACUCGAGAAAGCUAUUGGUAUUACUUCCUCGGCUACGCCCGAACUAGAAGGCAGCGGCCUACGCCGGGCUAUCAUGCCUACCCUAGAAACGCUCCAGAACCAGAUUUUGACGUUAUCGGAAGCGUCUACUUCAUCCCUCGACAGCAUUAGUCGUCGGGUACGGACGUUAACUCAAGAAGCUGAGCAGUUGGAAAAGUCGAGGAAGGCGGCUAAGGUAGCACAAGAUUCUCUUGCCUCUACGGGUGGUUCUCCGAUUGAAGCAGAUGAUUCAGAACAAACAGCCAAGAUAAACGCUCUCUAUGGGACACUACCAACCAUCGAAAGCUUAGCGCCUCUUCUACCUCCACUGCUAGACAGACUCCGCUCACUGAGAGCUAUCCAUGCCGAUGCAGCGACAGCUAAUGAGACGCUCGAGCGUAUCGAAAGAUCGCAGAGCGAAAUGGCUGUCGACAUCAAGCAGUGGAGAGAAGGUCUAGAGAAGAUAGAAACAGUUAUGGGUGACGGAGGUGCAACUAUGACGGCCAAUAUGAAGGUGGUAGAAGGGUGGGUAAAAGAUCUAGAAGCCAAAGUGGCUGGGUUGUCUUGA
Molecule: messenger RNA, 1284 nt
Organism: Daldinia childiae
Lineage: Eukaryota; Fungi; Ascomycota; Sordariomycetes; Xylariales; Hypoxylaceae
Product: Dynactin subunit 2-A
Exons: 3
Coding region: 1-1284 (427 amino acids)
Biological process (GO): mitotic spindle organization
Cellular component (GO): dynactin complex; cytoplasm
Source: RefSeq, a predicted model, not a curated record